AUGAACGGCGGUUCUCACGACGUGGAUGCGGCGGCGCCCGCACAGGCGGGCGGUCCUGCCGGCGCCGUAGCUGCUGGACGCAAAAAGUUGAUGGGCUACGUCGGCUUCGCCAACCUGCCCAACCAGGUGCACCGAAAGAGUGUGCGUAAAGGCUUCAACUUCACCGCCAUGGUCGUUGGAGAGUCUGGUCUCGGCAAGUCGACGCUCAUCAACACGCUCUUCAACACCACACUCUACCCUCGCAAGGAGGUACCACCUCCUCACCUAGAGCGACCGAAGACGGUCGCCAUCGAGUCCAUCAGCUCUGAUAUCGAGGAAAACGGUGUUCGACUGAGGCUCAACGUCGUCGACACUCCAGGUUUCGGUGACUUCAUCAACAACGAUGAAAGCUGGAAACCCGUCGUCGAAAACAUUGAAUCGCGCUUCGACAACUACCUCGAACAGGAGAAUCGCGUCAACCGCAACAAGCUGCAGGACAACCGUGUCCACGCUUGCAUCUACUUCGUUCAGCCCACUGGCCACAGCCUUCGUCCGAUCGACAUUGAAUUCAUGCGACGCCUGCACCAAAAGGUCAACCUGAUUCCCGUGAUUGCCAAGUCUGACACGCUCACCGACGAAGAGAUCGUGUCGUUCAAGCAGAGGAUCCUGAGCGACAUUGCCCACCACAAGAUCGAAAUCUUCCACGCACCCAUCUACGAGAUGGAGGACGAGGAAACCAUGCUCGAGAUCCAGGAGAUCCAAAACAAGGUGCCAUUCGCUGUAGUGGGAUCCAACACCGAGAUCGACACGCCUGACGGACGACGUGUACGUGGCCGAGCCUACCCGUGGGGCGUGAUCGAGGUGGACAACGAGGAGCACUGCGACUUUGUCAAACUGCGACAGAUGCUCAUCCACACUCACAUGGAAGAGCUCAAGGAGCACACCAACAACGUGCUGUACGAAAAAUACCGAAGCGAAAAGCUGGUCGCGAUGGGCGUCUCACAGGAUCACUCGGUCUUCAAGGAGGUCAACCCCGCGGCCAAGAUGGCGGAGGAGCGCGCAAUCCACGAGGCGAGAUUGAGGAAGAUGGAGAACGAGAUGAAGCUCGUCUUCCAGCAAAAGGUGGCCGAGAAAGAGGCCAAGCUCAAGCAAAGCGAAGAGGAGCUCUACGCUCGUCACCGCGAGAUGCGCGAUGCGCUCGAAAAGCAGAGGCAAGAGCUCGAAGAGAAGCGUCGCAGGCUCGAAAGCGGCCGUCCGCUCACUCCCGAAAAGGUCUCGCAGGCGACCAAGAAGAAAGGCUUCUCCUUGCGAAACUAA
This is a messenger RNA of Pseudozyma hubeiensis SY62, 1296 nucleotides long. RefSeq lists its product as hypothetical. The coding region runs from base 1 to 1296 and encodes 431 amino acids. Gene Ontology annotation, molecular function: GTP binding; GTPase activity; molecular adaptor activity. The transcript has 2 exons. Lineage: Eukaryota; Fungi; Basidiomycota; Ustilaginomycetes; Ustilaginales; Ustilaginaceae. Gene Ontology annotation, biological process: cytoskeleton-dependent cytokinesis. Gene Ontology annotation, cellular component: septin complex; microtubule cytoskeleton; cytosol. The record is from RefSeq and is a predicted model, not a curated record.